Penicillium coprophilum is the source of this 984-nucleotide messenger RNA. RefSeq lists its product as uncharacterized. Lineage: Eukaryota; Fungi; Ascomycota; Eurotiomycetes; Eurotiales; Aspergillaceae. The record is from RefSeq and is a predicted model, not a curated record. Bases 1 to 984 code for a protein of 327 amino acids. The transcript is spliced from 3 exons.
AUGACUUCACAGCAAGAUUUGACCAAAAAAGGUCACCCUCCCCCUGCAAAACCCACAUCAUCCUCAGCACCACCUCAAGCAGGGUUCCCAGUGGAUACACAGCGGAAUCGAUUCACAAUCCCGUACAGCACCAACCUUUACCUACGAGAUGGACUUAUCAAGGUUCAUCACUACAUUAUAGCUAGAGGAUUAUUCUGGCUUCGUGCUAACGAUAGGAAUGGAGCCAUCUCGUCCAGUGAUGGGAUUCUGAUGCCCGAUUAUGAUCUAUUUGUCGAGGAUCUGCGCUCCCAGGCUGGCUACAGUCAUGAAAAUUCAUACGCUUAUGUGGGACCCUCGAAGCUGCAUUGGGGCAUUAGAAUCUUGGCUCACCCUAUCUGGCCCUUCUCCAGUCAAGCCUUCCGCCGAUCUCACGCUAUAUUCAUCGAUACUGAACUUACAAUGGCAUCCGACGACCCACUUCGUGAUUCCCCACCGUCCAUCUUUAGGCCCAGAGUCCGCGACGGCAUGAUCGUCGUGCGCCGACCUCCGAACAGAAACGACACCGCUAUCUUCUGGGCUGGCACCUAUUUCGUUCUCAAUGAAGCCAACGAGGCCGUCGCCAUGGACUACCCUGCAUUUCUUGCCGACCUAGAAGCCCUCCUCCGGUACGACCCAGAACUAGACGAGAUCCUAUUCCAUAUGCCCUCCUCAUACCGAGGCAUUGCAUUGGACCCUGCCUUGCCUGAGAUAAACAGUAUCCAAGACCUACAGCCUGAUGUAGGCAUUGUUCGCACCUACAACCAGUGGCUCGCAGCCUUGGCGGCGAUGCAAAGUUCUCAUCUAAUGCAGGAAUCGAGCAUUGAAUCCGUGCUUCGGAAUGGGCUUGUGACUAGCUCUGUUCGCCACAGUGUUCCACCUGUGGCUGCGGCACAGUUUUUUAUUGUGCGAAUUGCAGACGUGGAGGAUCUGAACCAGGAGGGAGAGAACAACAGUGGUCAAGAUUAA